UGAGGUUAUAUACUUCAGAGCGAAUCGCUUGACCUCCCUCGAAAACGGAAGUUAUCAUUACAAUUUGAGAUGUGGUCGCUGUUAAAAACAUGGCCGGAGAGUUUGCUGGUGGAGUGUCUAACUUAGUGCAGACUUGUAAGCAAGUGUUAAUAAAUGUUACCGAUUUGAGACGGCGCUCGAAUUGAUUCGGGACGAUCGACGUUUGACAACACACGAACAGUGUUGUGAAAAUUGUCCGUGAAAAUGUCCACCAGCAGUGAAUACACGGAAUAUGUGGAGGCUCUGAAGGAUUAUCAAUACACAAAUGACAAAGGACAGGAGUUAGCUAUCACCCAAGGAACCUACUACAUUUUACUAGAGAGAACAAAUUCUGAAUGGUGGCAUAUUCAGAACCUGGAAAAUCCCCCCAAGGAAUUUUACGUACCAGCAAGUUUCGUCCAACACUCGGGCAGAUAUCCUGAGGAGACGGACGAAGUUUUUGAUGAUGGGGAGGAAGGAAGCUCUGAAGGUGAUGGCACGGAGGAAGAAGACUCUGAGUCAGAUGUAGACAGUGAACCAAUUAAAAUACCUGUUCCGAAAGGGAAACCAUUGCCACAAAUUCCAGGAAAAUCAAAAUCUGCUAACAAUAAUGCAUCAAAGAGAAUUAGCUCUUUCAAACCGCUUGCUUCCACUCCACCACCGGAUUACAAUGUUGAUGGUCAUGAUUUGCAGCAUAACAAAAUUGGGCCUGCAUCAACCCCACCUCAGCAGAAAAUUGUAUGUGUUGAAAUAGACAAGUCACCAACAAUUAAGCUACCAGCGGCCGGCAGUUCACCACCUAGGGGUCCUGUUUCACCCCUGGCAGUUAAGCCAGUUGUUCGGCCAGAUAAAGUAUUACCCCCAGUGUCACAGCCUAUGGGCCACGUUCCACCCCCAUCUGGCCCACCCACACACUCUGAGCCUGUGUUAUAUGCUAACCUGCAUGAGCUGAGAGCGGCACCUGUACCUGCAAGUGAAGUGCAGGGUCAAAAUGAAUACGCCAACUUGAACACGAUUCAGGCAGUCCUGAAGCCCCCGAUUGCCCCCAACCCCGACAACUUCAUCAGGGGACUGUGUGAUAACUGGGAACUCUAUUCAGACUCGAUAAGUGGCCGACAGUUCUACUACAACUCCGCUACCAAGGAGACGACGUGGAAACCUCCUCGGGGAGUGGACAAACUUUUGGCAGAUGGAGAGAUUGAAGGCAGUACUGAGGAGAAAAAUGCACAAGUUAAUGGUAAUGCCAUCAGCAGUGGUCGGGCAGUGUCGCCCUCUAGGAUCCCCCAUGGGUAUAAAGAGGAGACAACUGAGGCAGGUGGGAAAGUGUACAUCAACGAGGUCACAAAAGACAAGUGGUUUGCCUUUGUGGACAACAAUGGUCGGCAGUAUUUUUACAAAGAAGGCUCCCAGGAGUCUGAAUGGCACCUCCCAGAGUUGGUCAACCAUAGCCAGAGCGUCUCUAAUGCCCUUAGUCACGUGGAUGUCGCUUCAUGCAAGGCUGCUAUUAAAGGAAGGAUGUCUAAGGCCAAGUCUAUGUACGUGGACAGUCAAGACCGACAGGAGGCUCAAAGAAAGUCAACGACUUUGCCAUCCAACUUGAUACUGACUGCUGCCAAGGGAAUUACCACAUCUGAGAUGAAGGACCUAGUUCCUUCAGGGAGCCAGACCUCCGUGAAUCCCGUCUUCCCCAGGGAUCUGAAGGACAGGUUCCUGAACAAAACCAAGGUCAUGGAGAAUGGAAAAAGACUGAAGAAAAACUGGACAUCAUCAUAUGUGCUUUUGUCCGGGUCUAACCUGGUAUUUUACAAGGACCAGAAGGCCUCGCAGGUCCGUGCCGGGUCCCCUCAUGGGAAGCCCGACUUCAUCAUCAACUUACACGGAGCUAAUGUAGAGUUUGGGGGCAAAGACUUGUCCAGCAAGAAAAAUGUGAUACUGCUGACGACGGCACGGUCUAGUGAGGACCUGACCCAAUACCUGCUGCAGUCUGACGACAACUCACGGAUACACCACUGGUACAUUACCCUGUCUGAUGUGGUGGAGCGGAUCAGACAGGGUGUGGAGCUACCCACAGACCUGAACGGCAGCCCGGGGAAGAAAUCACCUGUCAAUUCUGAACCUAAUCAGCUGAAGAGGGGAAAGUCUACCAAAGGGAAACCUGGAGGCUCAGGUAUAAGUCGAUCGGUGUCAACUGAGGAGACAGUCUCGCAGGAACGCAAAAGAAGGAUACGAGAUAUUCUCUUUCAUUUUAUGACCCGAAGACCUAGUCCAGAAGUGUUGAAGGAGAAAGGUAUCAUAAAAGAUGUGGUGUUUGGAUGUGACCUGAAGCAGCUGUGUGAGAAGGAAGGGGCCUCUGUACCCUUCUUUAUCAAGCAUGUUAUCUCCUGUAUAGAAGGUCAAGGACUCAAUCAUGAUGGCAUGUACAGAGUGAGUGGGAAUGCCUCACAGAUACAGAAACUGAGAUGUAUGGUGGAUCAAGAUCAAACUUACAAUUUUCAUGACCCAAACGUUUGGGACAUCAACGUCCUCACCGGAGCCCUGAAACUUUUCUUCCGAGAGCUCAAAGAGCCGCUGUUCCCGUUUGACUCUUACAGCAGAUUUGUGGAUGCCAUUCAGGUUCCCCAGAGCUCGGCCAAGCUGAGAGCCUUUAAAGAAGCUGUAAAUGCCCUUCCCAAAUGUAACUAUGAGACUAUAAGGCUGUUGUUCAGACACCUGAAAAAAGUGACUGAGCAGAGUAAGGAGAACCGCAUGCAGUCUCACAAUCUGGCCAUCGUGUUUGGGCCGACUUUGUUGUGGCCAGAGCUCAGGGCACCCAACAUGGCCGUCAGUUUAGUCUUCCAGAACCGCAUCGUAGAAUUUAUACUCUUGGAAUACGACAACCUGUUCAGGUGAAACACAAGACUGUAAUAUUUCUGCUUGGUAUUCACUUUGGUCAAAGGCUUUGUGCUGAAGAAGCACCUGUAAUUAGUGACUAUGUGUGCAAGGAUGUGGUGUAAUAACGACAACGGAAUUUCUGUGGGUGCUGAAUUGGAACAUUUUGGGUACAAAGAACGUGCUUAAUAAUCAAUACAAGCAUAAACCAGUGCUUGAUUGUCUAUUCACUUUAAGGAUGUAUUAGUGAAUUUGAAAUGUGGAAAAAGACUUGUUCUUGCAUAUUUUGGAACGGCGUGUGUAUUUUUGAUAUAUAAUAUGGAAAAUGUAGAAAAUUUAUGCUUCAAUCUAAUAAUUGUGUCGUUUUAGACGGAGAAGUAAUGUACCAUAUUGUAUACUUGUACAUGGACUUGACCUCCAUUAGAUUUUCUCACGGGGUGAUGCAAACCGGUACGUGAACCGCAGAGAAAAUUUGAUUGGAGGACCAGUAAAACUGUGAUUAAAAUGAUCAAUUAAACACAUUGUUACAUGUACAUAUUUGUUCUACCAGUGAAAUGGACAUGCAUAGCCUUUUGCUAAUGUCAAAGAUCAGUGUUAGGGUAUUACAGGUGUGCCCAUGUAGUC
Molecule: messenger RNA, 3510 nt
Organism: Liolophura sinensis
Lineage: Eukaryota; Metazoa; Mollusca; Polyplacophora; Chitonida; Chitonidae
Product: rho GTPase-activating protein 15-like
Exons: 17
Coding region: 244-2907 (887 amino acids)
Biological process (GO): regulation of GTPase activity; signal transduction
Cellular component (GO): cytoplasm
Molecular function (GO): protein binding
Source: RefSeq, a predicted model, not a curated record